GUGGCUUUCGUACUGCUGAACAAUGGCCCCAAGUUCCCUGGCAGAAGCUGCAGAGACUGGUGCCAGGAUCGGGGCGCCGAGUGCGUGGACGUACGCGAUGAUCUUGGCACUGGGAGGUUCCCGGAUGAGAAGAACACUUGCGGGCUCAGCGCGGCUGAUGAUCCAAAGAAUUUCAACAGCGACGGUACCCCGAAGACUUGCGACAGCAUUGGCAGGGACACCCACUGCGUCUGCAAGAAGCCGGACAACACUGCGCCGGGCGAGCCCGUGGAGAGGACCUGCGCGGAUGCCCGGGACGCCGCCGGCUUCAACUUCUCGUACCUGGACGCCGUGGACACCUGCCUAGAGGAGGCCAUGUGGUUCAAUCGUGUGACCUACCCGCAGACCGGCGAGCAGCCUACCCUCGAGCAGCGACUGCUUGUCUACUGCGUCCAGGAUGUGUGCGCCUCAGACCCCGAGGACAGGCCGGAGGUUGCACGCAGCUACGGUGACCGGGACCCGGACCUCGACAACAAGCCGAACCAGUGCAAUGGCCCCCUGCUCUGCAAUGUGAUUUGCUCGGGCCACCUCAUCCAAGACUGGGGCGAAUGCGUGAACCGCUGUGAGGGACACCGAUCCAAGCUGCUCCACGCAGUGACACAUUACUGCAGGGCAGGCAGUUGCCCCUCACUCCUGCAGGAGACGGAAACCAUUGGUUUGCUCCAAUAUCGUGGCAACCGCUCUUUGGACACAGACUCCCGCAGGUCCUACUCAAGCAGAUCGCGUAGGUCCUGGUCAAGCCGAUCGCGCAGAUCCCGUAGAGGUGGCGGCGAUGACGAUGAUGGCGGCCGCCGCCGCAAGGGUGGGGAUGAUGACGAUGGCAGUCGGCGUCGCAGGGGUGGAGGCGACGAUGACGACGGCAGCCGCCGUCGCAAGGGCGGUGAUGAUGACGAUGGCAGCCGGCGUCGCAAGGGUGGAGGCGAUGAUGACGACGGUAGUCGCCGCCGCAGGGGCGGUGAUGAUGACGAUGGCAGUCGGCGUCGCAGGGGUGGAGGCGAUGAUGACGACGGUGGCCGCCGUCGCAAGGGCGGUGACGAUGAUGACGAUGGUGGCCGCCGUCGCAAGGGUGGA
Symbiodinium pilosum is the source of this 1110-nucleotide messenger RNA. The record is from the annotation of a GenBank genome assembly. NCBI's taxonomy places the organism in Eukaryota, Dinophyceae, Suessiales, Symbiodiniaceae.